Messenger RNA from Bursaphelenchus xylophilus (pine wood nematode), 2034 nucleotides. Lineage: Eukaryota; Metazoa; Nematoda; Chromadorea; Rhabditida; Aphelenchoididae. The record is from the annotation of a GenBank genome assembly.
AUGACCAUCCAACACAUAUCAUCUAUCGCGAUUUAUGAGACUCCAUUUCAUUUUUAUGUUAUUGGAUCGGAUCCAUCGGAAACUAGAUUCUGCACACUGAAGAUCGACCGGCUCAAUGAGUCUGAGUUUAUUGUCGGCGAGCCAAAUCAUGAAUAUACCAAAGCUGAUGUUGGAGAACUGUUGGCGACCAUCUCAUCUAGUUCUAGUAGGUUAAAUAUAUUUUUAUUGGCAUUUUUCUCUUUUUAGUUGUGACACCUUCAGAGAAAUGGAGUACAAGAAGAAAUCCGAAUCCUGGGUUGAUCAGAACAUUGGACAAGGCUUUGGGAAUUAUUGGGGCUGUUAAAUUUUUAGAAGGUUAUUAUCUCUUAGUCGUGACAAAAGCCAGAGUGGCAGCCUCAAUUGGCCAUCAUGUCAUCUACAAGGUCGAGGAUGUCUCCAUGAUUUAUUUAUUGGCUUCUGGGUCGCCUGUUAGUGCAGAUGAACAGAGAUACGCCAAGCUAUUCCAGGUGACGGGUAAAAUUUCGUUUACUUUGUUUAGACAGUGGACAUGACAACAGAUUUCUACUUCUCAUACACUUACGAUCUGAGCCGAAAUCUGCAGGAAAAUGUGCUGAAAGCAAAAGGAUUGCACUUUAAUAAGACGUCAUACUCAUCAGAAAUGACAGCAGAGAAUAAAUUUGUUUGGAAUGAAUAUUUGUUGGAGCCUUUUAGGAAGAACGACGUCAGUAAAAAAUGGACGGUGGAACUUGUCCAUGGUUAUGUUGCGUAUCAGAUUGUCGAGUUGCCUUUCGCCAAACUAACUUUAGCAGUGCUGGCUAGAAGAUCAUCCAGAUAUGCCGGAACUCGGUUUCUGAAAAGGGGAACUAACUUUGAAGGUAUCAUUUUUGCGUUUCCUUGAUUUUAUUUUUAUUUCAUUAUUAAUGUAUACAGGUCAUGUUGCCAAUGAUGUCGAAACAGAACAAAUUGUGUGGGACAUGAAUUCAAGUCCAUCUCUGAUCACAGGCCGUUUCUCUGGGUUUGUCCAACGUCGGGGAUCAGUGCCUUUGUUCUGGUCUCAAGAUCCUGCUACUCGGGGUGUUGUGGGGAAACCUCCAAUUUACAUUGAUCUUGUGGAACCCCAUGGAUUAACAACUGCUGCUCAUUUUAAGUAAGGGUUGCAACUCUUCUGCAAUAUUUCUUUAGGGAACUUCGGCGAAAAUAUUCCCAUCCUAUUAUGGUGAUUAAUCUUGUGAAACGAAGAGAAAAACGACAUCACGAAAAUCUGCUUCAUGAACAAUUUCUGAAGGUUAGUUGGUUUUUUAAACAAUGCAUUUUUAGACCGUCAAGUAUCUGAACGAGUUUCGAAAGCCAGGCCGGAAGAUAGAUUAUAUCAGCUUCGAUGUAGCCAAGUGCAAUAAAACGGGUCUAGUUCUCCCCCGAUUGGAACAAUUGGGGCUCAAGUCUGUCCUUAGGACUGGAUGGUUUCAGGUAAUGCAAGCAAUAAUCAUUUAGUAUUGUUUUUAGUCAUUUCCCGAACUUAUGGGUCAUAAAAUCAGAAGACAUCCGCUUCUGAAUUCUUUCGAUCCUCUUUGCAGCGAGGAUGGCCAGCUGAUUUUACAGCACGGACUGGCGAGAACCAAUUGCGUCGAUUGUCUUGACCGCACAAAUGUUGCGCAAUAUGGAAUCGGUAGGUUGAAUGGACUGUCAGCAGCUUUUUUAGGCCGGAUUGCUUUAGGCUUUCAAUUGUAUGGCCUCGGCUACGUGGAUGAACCCUGGAUUUCCGUUAAUGGAGAGUUAUGUAGAGCUUAUGAAGACCUUUUUGACGAGCAUGGAGACACGUUAGCAUUGCAGUAUGCGGGUUCUCAACUUGUUCACUCCAUCAAAACUUACAAGAAAACGUCGGCCUUUCAAGAGAGAAGUCGUGACGUCAUUCAAACCAUUUCCCGAUAUUACAGUAAUACUUUCAACGACUUCGAGAAACAGAAUGGUAUCAACUUGUUCUUGGGGAUUUACAAGUACGUUCUUUUUAUGCUUGAGUUCUCUCUAUCUACUUGA